CACUUUCCGCAUUUUGCAGCACUGCAUCUCGCUUUGUUUUUGUGUGUCAUUGUACAUUUUCAUAAAUUAAAUACCCGAAACUAUACCAAAAUAUUGUUGAAAUACGUUAAACAAACAAGCAUGAGUGAAGUACAGACCCUGAUGGACAUGGGUUUCCCCCGGGAACGUGUGGAAUAUGCUCUGCAGGUGACCAGCAACAAAGGUGUAGAGCCCGCCAUGGAGUGGCUACUGGCCCACGUGGACGAUCCGAUACCGAGCCGUCAAAAUGCCGGCGAUUCUGGGGUUCCCGCAAGCUCCGGGGUUCCCCCAACCACUGCAGAGGACUCCUCCGCCGGUGCGGCUUCCAGUAGCACCAGUGGGGGUGGGGCAGGCGAAACCUCCGCCGAUUCCCAGGUGGCCAAGUCCCUGAAAUGCGACGAUUGCGGCAAGGUUCUGAAGGAUCACACCGAAGUGGAGUAUCAUGCUGCCAAAACCGGACACAGCAACUUCUCCGAGUCCACGGAGGAGAAGAAGGCCCUAACCGAGGAGGAGAAAAAGGCUCAACUGGCUCUCAUCGAGGAGAAGCUCAAGCAGAAACGCAUCGAACGCGAGGAGCGCGAAAAAACCGAGGCCCUGCAGCGGGAAAAGAAUCGCAUCAAAUCCGGCAAGGACAUGACCGAGGCCAAGCGCCGCAUGGAGGAGCUCGAAAUGAAGAAGAUUGUGGAGCAGCGCAAGCGUGAAAAGGACGAGGAGAAGGCGGCCCGUGAUCGGGUGAGGGCUCAAAUCGAGGCUGACAAGGCGGCACGCAAGGCUAGAGAGCAAAAAGAAUUGGGCAAUCCGGAUACAGCUCCCUCCGUAAGCUCCACCACGGUCUCGUCGCCACCAGCAGCUGUGAAAUCUCCGCCGCGUGACUACACCGAAACCCGCAUCCAGGUGCGCCUGCAGGAUGGCUCCACGCUCCAGGAGACCUUCAACGUCAAGGAGCAGCUGUCCGCCGUGCGUGUCUUUAUUCAGAUGAAAACCGGCAUCGAGUCGCCCUUUUCGCUGAUGACCACCUUUCCGCGCAAACUAUUCGCCGAGGACGAUUACGAGAAGCCGCUGGAGGUGCUCGGCUUGGUACCAUCCGCCGUCAUUACCAUGACCAAGACGACCGCAUAAAUCUGUCCCCGAACUGGGAAAUGGGAAAAGCAGGGAAGCUCUCUCUCACAACUAAACGAAAUGUCUAGAAACUAAAACAAACGAAACGCGACGCGUUAUUCCCCAGAAAACAUUAAAUGUACGGUUUUAUAUAUGUAUUAAACAAGAAAAACUAAA
This is a messenger RNA of Drosophila gunungcola (fruit fly), 1293 nucleotides long. RefSeq names its product UBX domain-containing protein 1. The transcript has 3 exons. The record is from RefSeq and is a predicted model, not a curated record. NCBI's taxonomy places the organism in Eukaryota, Metazoa, Arthropoda, Insecta, Diptera, Drosophilidae. Gene Ontology annotation, molecular function: protein binding. The coding region runs from base 121 to 1137 and encodes 338 amino acids.